AUGGGGAGCCUGGAGGAGACGCUGGUCACCCUUGUAGGGGGAGCGCCCUGGGGCUUCAGGCUCCAAGGAGGUUCCCAGCAACACCAGCCGCUGCAAGUAGCCAAGGUCCGGAAGCGAGGCAAAGCGUGUCGGGCUGGACUGCGGGAAAAUGAUCUCCUGUUAACCAUCAACGGGAAAUCCUGCAACGGAAUAUCACACAGAGAUGCCAUGAAUAUGAUUGACUCUUCCAACGGAACCUUGCACAUCUGGGUUAAGAGAGUUCCCAGCAACGGCUUGCAGCCGGAGUCCAGCCUCCAGGUCACCUCCCCCUGCCCCUGGAGCCAAGAAUCUUCAAAAGCCGGUGUCCGAGCCCCGGAGCCCCGCACUCCGAGCCACAAACCCGAGAACCGGGGUCAGCGCCGGAGCUACACGUCGCCGGUGGAAAGCGAGGCUUAUUACGGCGAGACCGACAGCGACGCGGAUUACUCGGCGGGGGAGAAACAGCGGAGGCAGAGGCGGAAAUGUCCCGGCGCCGCCCCCCGCUCCAAUCACAGCAACCCGCUGGCCAGCUCGGCCGAUGAGACCUCGGAGCUCAGCGAGUACGACAGCGCCCCCGAACCCCCCCCAGGAGCCAGCUCCGGACGCCUGGAUCCCAGAGGUGGCCAGCUCCCCCCGCAUCCUCAGGCCAGCUUCCCCCGCAGCAGCAGCAGCAGCAGGCAGGUCAUGUUCCAGCCCAGGAGAAUGGAAGCCAAGGUCAACAUUUGGCAGCCCAAGCUGGAGGGGGCAGCACGCCCCGAGCCUGGCACUGUGACUGAGGCCAAGGUCAGUGCCAGGCAGAACCCUGGCACCAGCUGCCCCAUCAUCAUCUGGCCGACCCAAGCCAGCACCGAGGACACCACCAACCGACAGGGGAUCCUGGGCACUUCGGAGGCUGACAGUGGGUUCCAGGAGGUACCUGCCCACACUGUGUCCCCAGAACAGAAGCUGCUCCCCACUCCAAGCCAGCCCAGCCUGAGAGACACACAACUGGUCCCCAUGGUGGGGCCUGUGAGCAAUCCAGUGGCUGAAAUUCUGACCACUACUUACAAAGAGAAGGCCAAACAAGCCAAGCUUCAUCGCAGUGAGAGUAUGCAGGAGAAGCAAGUGAAGGAAGCCAGGACAAAAUGCAAGACCAUCGCAUCGCUCCUCACCUCCGCACCCAAUCCCCACUCAAAGGGAGUGCUUAUGUUUAAGAAACGCCGUCAAAGAGCAAAAAAAUACACCCUGGUUAGUUAUGGAAGUGUAGAUGAGGAAAAGCAGAAUAUCGACGAGGAUGGUGAAUUGCUGCCGACUAGUGAGUCUGAGUUUGAUGAAGAGGCAUUUUCUGAUGCAAAAAGCUUAACGAAUCAGUCAACGGGAUCAGAUUGGGAUGGUUCUUACCUGGACAUGGAAAAGUCCAAAUCUGAGUCCCAGGGUUUAAUUGAAACCAAGGGGAAGGGUGUGAUGCUAUUUGAACACCAGAGACAACGAGCAGGGGAAUAUAUAGUGGAGGAGUCUCCUAUUCAGAGGCAACACAGUCUCCAAAUGAAACCAAGGCCAGAGGCUGAAGUGAGGAACUACAAUUUGAUGAACGGAGAGAGUACCUGGCCCAGCAAUUCAGAUGUAUGCCAUGGAACACCUGCCUCUGAUUCUUUAAAAAGCUAUGCAGAAACAAACCUUUCUGCAGCAGUGCAUGCACAGCCCACAUUACAGGCGAUGAGACCGAGUGAACAGCAUCAUACUCAGCACUUUAUACCAGGUACCUCCUUUGUAUCCAGUGUAACAAAUAGGACUGCGAGGCCGUUCACGCCAGGGUUUCAGCAAAGCCGAGCAGCACCAACAUAUUCUGUCUCUGCCCCAGUUCUACUCAGGAAAAGUACAGCUCAUGUGAUGUCUUGGGAUCAAGAUACUGGGCAAAACAAACUUACAAUGCCUUUCACACCACCAUCAGAGGUAGUCCCUUCGCCAACUGUGAAUCCUAAAAGCCAACCAGUGACAGCAAAGGAAACUGGAGCCCUGAAAAGAACGGGCCUUCUUUAUUCACCAGGACCCAUGAUGAUGACAUCACCACCACCACCAGCAGUGACAUCACCACCAGCAGCGGUGACGCCACCACCACCGGCUGUGAUGUCACCACCACCGGCUGUGAUGUCGCCACUACCUACUAAGAUGUCACCACCGUCUAUGACAUCUCCACCUCCAGCCGUGAUGUCGUCACCACCCCUCGUGACAUCACCACCUCCUGCCGUAAUGUCACCACUCAUCAUGAUGUCACCACCUCCCACCAUGGUGUCACCACCACCGACAGCAGUACCAUCUUCACUGCCUGUAACAAAUCCUUAUUCACCACCCCAGGCUGCAGUCACCAGCACUGCCAAAUUCCGUCUAUCUUCAGCAUUGUCCCCACAGAAACAGACUGAGCCCACUGCUGCUAUUAAUGCAAACCUCCAAGCUCCCUCCAUUGGUAGCACCUCAUCGACAGCGUGGUCAACCAAUCCGCAAUCAGAGAAUCUGGCUACGAGAGAGCAAAGGAUUGCAAUCCCGGCCUCUAAAACAGGCAUCUUGCAAGAAGCUCGCAGGAGAAGCACAAGGAAGCCAAUGUUUACAAAGACCGAACAGGUAAAAGCUUCACCAAAUCCUGAACUUCUUUCCUUGGUACAAAACCUGGAUGAAAAGAAACCAGAUCAUUCAGGGGCUGGAUUUGAGUCAGGCCCUGAAGAAGACUUCUUGAGUCUUGGUGCUGAAGCAUCAAAUUUUAUGCAGUCCCAGGUGCAUAGACAAAAGGUCCCCCCUCCUGUCGCACCAAAACCUUCCUUAAAAUCCCAGUUAAUAGACAAUGGUUCUCCACUUGUGAAUGGAAAUACUAAGUCAGGUUCACUCCAAUUGAAAGGAAAGGGGGCUGAACUCUUCGCUAAGAGACAAAGCCGUAUGGAUAAGUUUAUUGUGGAAUCGGUGCGUAAUUAUACUUCACAGGCAAGAGGACCAUCUCCCACCCCUUCACUUCCCUCUACAUGGAAAUAUUCUCCUAAUAUCCGAGCUCCACCUCCUAUUGGUUACAACCCUAUGCAUUCCCCAUCAUAUCCACCAGCAGCUAGCAGAUCACAUGGAGCAACAUCAGCCAACAAGCCUGAGAGAAAGUGGAAACCAGCAGGGAACCAAAAGGUAGGAAUACAAGCCAUUGAUUUCAUGAGACAUCAGCCAUAUCAAUUAAACCCAGCCAUGUUCAGCUUUGAUGAAUCCAACUUGGGGACACAGAGCUUACCAAGAAAUACUCCAUUGAGACAAACUGGUCAGCAAUCCUUCAUCUCGACAAAACAUGUUCCUGUGAAGACAACGAGAGCCUGUGAGAUUCGUCGUUUCUCAACACCGUUGCCUACUGUUACUCCCACUGUUAUUGCCCCAAGAUCAGCCACAACUCUUGCUGAGCCAGUGUGGAUGUCCACCCCUCCUUCCCCACCACCAGCACCAGUCAAAAUAUCCAGCUUCAAUAUACCCGCUCCUCAAACCUCCAAACUAAACAGAAAGGCACCGGAAGGAAGCCAGGAAGUAAACUCUGAAACUUCAGUGCUUAAUUUGUCACCUAAUGAAGAUGUUCAAAUGCAAAAGAAAACAACACAUCAUGCCCCCAGGCCGAGGUUCUCAGCUGUAAGAGGAGGAAUGAGUUCUCACACAUGGAGACCUGGAUCAUUCUAAUAAUGA
This is a messenger RNA of Rhincodon typus (whale shark), 3696 nucleotides long. RefSeq names its product synaptopodin 2-like protein. Gene Ontology annotation, biological process: positive regulation of actin filament bundle assembly. The coding region runs from base 1 to 3690 and encodes 1229 amino acids. The record is from RefSeq and is a predicted model, not a curated record. Gene Ontology annotation, cellular component: nucleus; actin cytoskeleton; Z disc. The transcript is spliced from 5 exons. NCBI's taxonomy places the organism in Eukaryota, Metazoa, Chordata, Chondrichthyes, Orectolobiformes, Rhincodontidae. Gene Ontology annotation, molecular function: actin binding.